CGCGUGCUGCUCCUGUACCGUAUACGCACCGCACUGCACACGGAGUAUGUGUGAAACGGGCUAAGAUUGUAAAACUGUUGAAGGUUCAGGCACGGAAAGGAGGGGGUCAGGAAGCAAGGUACUAUUCAGAUGCACUCACACCAAGCUGCUGCCAAUAUUUUGCAAGCUCUGCACUGGUGGUCACACGAUUCCAUAGCUGACUCCUCAGGAGACAGUCGUGGCACCUGCUGGACACUCUGGGCCAUCCUGAAGCCUUCUUUACUGCAGCUGAACCUCUCUCCUUGAAGAUCUUGAUGAUCCGAGUUCUGCCUUUUCACCUGUGGCCAACAGACAUACCACAAGACUUAAAGCCUAAAACACACUCAUGUAGCCCAGAACCUUGGCUUCUUCCAGGCUGCAGUUCAGUGUAUGAUAGUCUUGUCAGAUUCCCACCUAUCAGCUGCUCUAAAACCUCACAGUCGACCUACCAUAAUGGAAAAAAAACCUCUGCUUUUCAGAAGCCUCGCAGGUCCUCCAUUCUUGAGAGGUGUAUCCUAAAGAUGUCUACAGCUAGUGUUGCUGUUGGAACGGAGGAUGUAGAUGGAAUCAAGAGGUCACCUUCAGGGCGACAGUGGUGCUCCCACAAUGUUGACCAAGCACAAUUUGAAACUAAUGAGGCAGUUUUGAAGCGCAGACAAAAACAGAUUCAGUAUGGAAAGAACACCUGUGGCUACCAAAACUAUGUGCAGCAGGUUCCAAAGCCCCUGCGCAUCUCUGGGGUUCACCCAUCCACUCCCAACAAAUACCGCAAAUAUAGCCGUAGAUCUUGGGAUAUGCAAGUCAGGCUUUGGCGUAGAGCACUUCACGCAUGGGAUCCACCAUCUGCUUCACAGAAAGACAUUGAAGGACAAGACCCAAUUGAUCAACUCCAGGACCUGCUUGAGAAGAUGAAUACGGAGUUAUGCGAAUUUGGAGAAAAAGAGGGAACAAAGUGGGAGAUGGCACCAGGCUCUUGUGCUUCCAUGAUUUCUCAACCUAAUGACAUAUCAACUGAUAGUCCUUGGCUGUCUUUUAAUGCCUCUCAAGUUGAGAUAUCGUACCACCAGAGCCAAACCUCUCAGCUUGGAUUGGGCUAUACUUUCAGCAGUCAUCUAACUGCUCAGGAGAAUGUUCUAGGAUGGUUGCGAUUUCUCCUUGAGACCGACCACAACCUGAACCAGGCACCUUUGCUGCAAGAAGAGCCUUUCUGGAGAUUUACAUAGUGUCUUGUCAAAUGAUGUGAAUGUCUCUACAGAGCAUGUGCAAAACUUUUUUUCUGGCAGUGUUUGAUGUUCUAAGAAAGAUUACACUUUGAUCACCAUCUCCUAGAUCAGUAUGCUGUACACGUAUGCAUUUCGGCAUCAAGGCAUCAUCUCUAGAUAAAUGUUAACUAUUUCACACUUUCACAUACCAGUUAACACUACUUUGUUAUUGACUUUCUAAUUUUUCACCUGGUGAUUUUAUUAUUUUUUUUAUUAUUUUUUUUCUCUCUCUCUCUCCCAAAAGCAGUAAAGCACAUAUUCUGUUCCUGAUUGGUUCCAUGUUCUUAACACUGUUUCUCCUGUUUGUCACGUCACUGUUUUUCUAAAAACAGACUAAGUUUAGACAUUUUUAUUUUUAUAUAUAUAUUUUUUGUGUGGCUCUCUAAUAUGAAUGGAAUGCAAAACUAAUAAAG
Molecule: messenger RNA, 1693 nt
Organism: Xyrauchen texanus (razorback sucker)
Lineage: Eukaryota; Metazoa; Chordata; Actinopteri; Cypriniformes; Catostomidae
Product: oocyte-specific histone RNA stem-loop-binding protein 2-like
Exons: 9
Coding region: 294-1241 (315 amino acids)
Biological process (GO): mRNA 3'-end processing by stem-loop binding and cleavage; mRNA transport
Cellular component (GO): cytoplasm; histone pre-mRNA 3'end processing complex
Molecular function (GO): histone pre-mRNA stem-loop binding; mRNA binding
Source: RefSeq, a predicted model, not a curated record